CGCUGCUGAUAUAUAUUUCUUUUGUGUCGUUUCCGUUUCUUUCUCGCAUACUUUUAACUCGCCGAAAAUGAUUUUCACAUGCAGACGAGUGUCGACGGUAGAAUUAAAUAACCAGCGAUGAUUUCAAUACGUUUAUUGUUCCGUAUCGAUCGCAAUUAACAAGUCUUUUGUAAAAACGCAUCGCGCUAACCUACACGCUGCCGUAACGGAUUUCGAAAAUCCCAAUUUUACGAAAUAUGAGUGCAGUAACGAGUUAAUAUACUACAAUACGUGAGUGCAUAGUGAUCAAGAACACCAUAGUGAUCAAGAAUACCAUACGAUGUAUCCACGGAGAUGGUUAAGAACGAAGGAGCAACCAGGAGAAAGAAACAGAACGAAACCAGACACUGGAAGAAGAAGCAAACAGAUAUGCAACGACGGAGCAUCGACUGGCCGCGAACGCGUGUAAGCACCUUGAAGAACUACAAAGAAGUCUGAGAGGUGGAUGAGGCUCAGAAAGGGCAUCGGGCGUCGGCGGAGCAACUUUAGGAUCAACUUAUGAACUCCGCUGCUGCGCAUCGUACCGAUUUAUGGGUAGAUGCAUCCACUUAGACCAUGGGCUCGACAGAGUAUCGCUUGUGCUGAACCAGUGAAGACGAUCUUUUAACGACAGAAUCGAUAUUAAACAUAAAAAGAUGUCGCAGAUUCUGCAAGGACUUCCUACUGAAACGGAAAACUUUACUCAACUUUUCCCAACUUAUGGAAUUAUUUAUGAACUCUUCCCGGAAAUUGUAUCUGAGCAGGAUUUAGUGGGAAAGCGGCAAGAUACACUGCCAAGUUGGGCUGAAAGUGACUAUAUUAACUCGAGGAGUUUUAAUUUAAAUCUCCCAAGUUCUCUCGAGAUCAAUUAUACUGAAGAUAUAUCUAAAAAACCAGACACAUUUUUAUUUGCAUCGGAAAGUGCAGUCGUUUCUAAAGAGAAUGAUAGUACAGAGAAUUUUUCGAGGAUUUUCUCAGACUCGCACUUGCAGAAACACAUGGACAAAAAAGUUAAUGAUUCAAUUGCUUUGCCUACUCAAUCACCCCCAAAAGCUCCUGAACCUAAAAGAAGAAGUGCAUAUACUACUAAGAAAAAUACAAAUGCAACAAAGACACGAGGAAAGAAAGAAAAUAAAAGAAUUAAGCAAAAUAAAAAGCAGGAAGAAAAUAUAAAAGUCAAGCAAGUUCAAAAGAAAGAAAAUAUAAAAAUCAAUCAUGAUCAAAAGAACCAAAAUGCAGAAGUUAAACAAGAGGAAUCAGAAGAUUGUAUAGAUGUUGAAACAAUACCAGAUGAAAUACCAGUGCUACAAGCUCUUGACGUAGAGAGUUUGCUUGAACAAUUUGAGGCUUCUGAAAAACAGGAAGUGUUACCAAUUCAAUGUAAUAAAGCAGAGAUCAAAAAGGAUUCAAUAUCUUAUAUGAAUUCUACUAAAACACAGCAAGUAACGAAGAAUGAAGAUCAGAAUAACAUGCCAAAGAAAUCUCCGCGAACUUGCAUUCCACAGCAAAACUCACCACCGAAAGAAGUAAUUGAUAGGAUAAAGGCAUCAGCUCCGAAGAAACAUAUUUCUAUAAUACCAGCCAUGCCAAAAACUACGAAACACUGUGAAACAACUAGAAAACCUGUAGCAAAUUGUAAUAAGAAUAUAAAGGCAUAUAAAGAAUGUGAAUUAAUAGCGAAGACAGUAAGACCAAGGAGUCCAAAUAUUUGCAGGGUUCCGAUAAUUGGAGACCAUGAUUAUUGCAAUCCAAUUCUUCCUAGUACGAAACACUUGCUUAGUAAAUAUUGUUCUAAUUUAAAAUUGAAUCAAACUAAAGUGAUAAGAAAUAAGAUUUACAAUGAAACCAAAGAACAUGACAGUAAUUCGAAGGAACAACUUCAUCACUCUACCAGACUCGAGGAAUUGCCUUGUAGUACUGAUCCGAAAUUGGCUAAAACUAAUGUAUUUAAUAAGAUUGAAAAACAAGCAACUUUUACCUUAACGAUCACAAAAACAGAUGGAACCAACGACAUUGCUGCUGAAAAUAAAUACAAGUGUCAGAAGAUUCCCUUAGAACAAUCUCAAGAAAAUAAUUUAUCAUCCAUGAAAAAUGUGGACGCUCCAAAUAAAUAUUCUAAAAAAAGAUCUGUUAUAAAUGAAGUGAAGAUUCGCUCUGCUUUGGCUGCAAGCAUUAUAGAAUCACGGAAUAUGCAAGCGAGUGGUAAAAUACAAAUGAUGUCCGUGUUAAAAAAACCACCAAAUAUAUCACAGUCUUCGCUUUUAAAGAGUAACUCUAGUGAAAAUGUAGCGUCCAUUCCAAGCAAUAUGAACAAGUAUCUUGAACGAGUACAGGAUUUAAUCGUACAAAAUACUUCAGAAUCGCCAUCACACGAAGAAAAAAAGAAACAGCCUCGUAAAAAAUUGAAUUUGGCAGAAUAUCGAAAUAGAAGAGAUCUAAAUAGUAAUAAUAAAACGAAUUCUCUGGCACAAUCCACAACAUGGAAGUAUGUUUAUCAUGCUUUCACUAUGACAGAGCCGAUUAAAGACAACUUUAACAAUCCAAUUUGGUCCGAAAGAGAAUUUAUAAUGGAAGAAUCAGAUAUCGAAAAAACAAAGAACAAGGCAAAAUUACAAACUCGUAGUAUAGGAAUACAAACAUAUGAAACUGUCUUUGAAUUUUCAAAGUCAUUGAUCGUAGAAAAAAGUGAAGAAGUCAUUGUAGAGGGAAGCGAAGAAAGGAAAGAAAACGACAUAAUAAUAGAAAACAUAAACGAAGAAAGUCCCAGCAAUAAACAUAAUCUUUCUAACAGUUUAAGUAAAUCUAGUUUGCAAAGCAAGACUAAGCGCAAGAAAAGUAGAAGCAGAAGUAAAAGUAGAAGUAGAACUAGCAUUGGAAACAGACCUGGGAGCAAAAGUAGAAGUAGGAGCAGAUCAAUAAUAAUCAUAGAUACAGAUGAUAGUGAAAGCGAAAGCAGCAACAGAAGUAGGAGCAGGAAUAGGAAUAGCAACAAGAACAGGAACAGGAACAGGAACAGGAGCAAAAGUAGGAGCAAGAGCAGGAGCAAGAGCAAGACCAGGACCAGUACCAGGACCAGGAUAGGGAUCAGGAUCAGGACCAAAAGUAAAUCCAGGAGCAGGAGUAGAAGCAGAACAAGAACCAGGAGCAGAUGCAGAAGCAUAAGUAGGAGUAGGAGUAGGAGUAGUAGAAGUAGAAGUAGAAGUAGAUCCCGCAGACACAGCAAUACUCGUCGACGAAAACUGAGUCAUCGACGCAGCUCUGUUAGUUCAAUGAGCAGUUGGUCAUCGCAAUCGCGGUCAUACGGAACAUCUAUUUCUAGAUCAAGUUCCAGAUCCAGAACUUCCUCACACUAUCACUCCAGUUGUUCAAGGUCUUCUUCUGAUUCCAAUUUUGGAAGAAAUAGAUGGUCAAAUUACCAUAGAAACGAUAACGCCGAACGCGAGAGAAAUUUUGAUAAAUACCAGAGACAGUCUUACAGUCAUCGUGUCUAUAGAAAUUUGAGAUCAUCACCGAAGCAUUCCUACGAUAGAUCCUAUGAUUCUGAUCGGUUCUACAAAGAGACGAAGAGAAAAGAUGUAGAGCAACGUAAGAUACUUUACGUAGGUCGUCUAAACGAAGGAGUCACUAAGGCGGACUUGACCAAUAGAUUUGAAAUGUAUGGACCCAUCAAAAAUAUCAGUCUCCACUUUAAUAAGAACGGCAAUAACUAUGGUUUCGUCACUUUUGAGCAUAGAGCUGAUGCUUAUCACGUCAAAGAGCACGGUAAUGACGAUCCAUCUUUACCUAGAUAUGAUUUAUCCUUUGGUGGCCGUAGAACUUUUUGUCAAGAUACGUAUACAGAUCUUGAUAAUAUGUCGAAUAGUUCAUCAAUUAACAGACUACCUCAAGCAGACGAGCAAUCUUUCGAUUAUCUCUUGCAGAAAGCACAAGCUCGCAUGAAAAAGAAAGUUUGACAUACGUACUAUCUAAUAAUUAUAGAUAUAAUUUGAAUUAGGACAACAUAUUAUUAUUAAUAUAUAGUUAGUAGGGAUAGGAUAAAGUAUAUUCCGAACAGAUCGGUUCCGUAACUGUACGUGCUUACAAAAGUGUAAGCUAUAAUAUUUACGGGACCAAAUGUCUCAAAUUGAAGACAUAAAUCCACCCUUAGACAAACUUACGAAAAUGUAAGUUGAUAUGUAUAAUGGGACUAAAUGUUUUAAACCUAAAGAUGGUAUAAUGAUACCAUUCUUUAGAUGGUCUACGACGGACGUCGAAGUCGUUCUACGAACGUCUAUGUCGUUAACUUAUGUUUUACAUUCAAAAUAUUUGGUCCUUUGUAUAGCUUGCAUUUUUGUAAAUCAUCAUUAAGCCGGUAUCUCACAACUGGUGGUUUAUCAUGACUCGUGACUUGCUUAAUAUAGGUACUUGCAUAUGCUCGAUUUGCAAAAUGAUAAGCAACAAGCUAUAAUAAGCCGUGCAUCAAUGCACAUUAACUUGUGACAAUUCGCGGCUUGGAUAGUUUGUUCAUUUUCAAUUCAUCGAGCUUAGUUUGAAAUAGAUAGUAAAACUACAAUACAUAUAUUUUUCGAUAAGCCUAUGCAAGCAUCGAAAAGCAAGUCACGGUUCAACGGCGCGCGAUUGGCGGCUCGUGGCUCGGAAAGUUUGACUUUGACUUGAGACUUAUUUUCCGAUACUCAACGGAAAGCCUUAAGCCACAAGCAAUGGCAAGUUACCCUAUCUUACGAUUUGUGAAUGAUUUGUUGUAGCUUGCCUCGACGAGUCUCUACCAGCUAUGAAAUACUGGCUUUAGACAGUCUACAUAGAUAUAUUGGAUUAUAUUAUUUCAUUAAAUCUAUUAUAAAUAAUAGAUUUAACGCAAAUUUAGUAUAUUUUCCAAAUCUAAACUGUUGCUAACAUUUGAAUAUGUUUUGGUUUAAAUCUAUUACCUGUAAGUAAUAGAUUUAAAUACUGAAUUUGAUCCUAUCCCACAAGGAACAGUGCAUUUUAGUACUGUUUCUUGAUAGUAUAAUUCUUGAUAGUGUGUAUUGGGGACGUGCGAACACCCGAAAUUUUCGGGUAUCUGAUGUUUGAUUCGAACUUCUUACCCUAAAUCUUUCGGGUAUUCGGUAUCUUGUUUUAAUCGAAUCUAAUCUAAUUUUUUGUCAGCAAUGAUGAAUGUUAUCGGAUUUUCGAUUCUUUCCGAAUUAGAAAUAAGAUUCGGUUAAUUGAAAAUAUUCAAGUUAACUGAACUUAGUGAGUACCUGAACUUAACAACGCCAUUCGAAUCGAACCUUAUUAGUAUCCGCACAUCCCUAACAGAUACAAUAGUUCCCGAAUAAGAAUAUAAUAUAAGUUCCCACAUAUUUUUCACUGUUUAGGAACCGAAAGAUACUCUUCCUGCAUUCCUGUAUUCCUGUAUUUCCUAUCCGAGCCUUACCUGAAUAUCAGCCCGCAUAUCGACUUCAAGGAUUAUGUGAUACCAAAUAAUGAGGUUGGCUGUAUGAGAUGGUUUCCUUUGAGGUAUGAGAUAUGUAGUAUUAUCUUGUUUUUUCUUAUUAUCCUAUUUUCGUCCUCGGUGAUCCGAAGAGAUUUAUGAAUUAGUUCCUGAGAAACAGAUAAACCGCAAUUAGCAAUUGAAGUCAUCAGUCAGUUUCGAACAAAUUCUUGUAUUCCGGGAACUAUUGUAUAAUGACGAAAGGCAAUAUUCGCCUUGAUGUAAAUACAUAAUUCUUUUUAAAGUUUUCAGAAAUAUGUGAAUAUUCAGGCAUGAAUUCGAAUAUUCAUAUCUAAGGCAUUUUAAAUGCGUACAUCGAGUUUUUUUAUAGAUUCUUUGACCAUAUGUCGUAAUGUUAUUUAUUGCUACCCUCAUGAUUAUACACUUUAUAAUCGUUUUAAGCUUUUGGAUAUUGCUCCGCUCCGUAUAUAAUUAUUUUUUUAUGUGCUCCGCCUCGUAUGUAAUGCUUUUUUAUGUAUUUCCUUUUUAUAAUUUAAAAUUAGUCAACAAUUUUUACUGCCUUUUGUCAGAGUUGAAAUUUCUUUGUUGUUACCGAUGAUAGUAUUGACUAAUUUUGAUUUAUAAAAAGAAAUACUUAAUAAGAAAUUGUAUUUCACUUUGAUCACAAAACAACCAUGUACGUAUGUAUCAAUGAUUAAAUAUACAUAUUCAAAUCAUG
Linepithema humile (Argentine ant) is the source of this 6170-nucleotide messenger RNA. The record is from RefSeq and is a predicted model, not a curated record. NCBI's taxonomy places the organism in Eukaryota, Metazoa, Arthropoda, Insecta, Hymenoptera, Formicidae.